Molecule: messenger RNA, 1568 nt
Organism: Drosophila busckii
Lineage: Eukaryota; Metazoa; Arthropoda; Insecta; Diptera; Drosophilidae
Gene: ND-51
Product: NADH dehydrogenase [ubiquinone] flavoprotein 1, mitochondrial
Exons: 4
Coding region: 61-1488 (475 amino acids)
Biological process (GO): mitochondrial electron transport, NADH to ubiquinone
Molecular function (GO): NAD binding; NADH dehydrogenase (ubiquinone) activity; 4 iron, 4 sulfur cluster binding
Source: RefSeq, a predicted model, not a curated record
UUUUUUUGUCAGGUGGCAGCGCUGCCUAUAAACGUCAGUCAGCUGUCAGUACCGUGGAAAAUGGCUGCAAUUGUGCGAUUCAACUUGUUAAAACCGCAAUUUGUUGCGGCGCUGCCGGCCGCCCAGCAGCUACGUCUACAGAGUACCCAGGCACCACCGCCAGGCACACCGCCACCACAGACAAAAACCAAAUUCGGACCGCUUGCUGAUGAAGAUCGCAUCUUCACUAAUCUAUAUGGACGUCACGAUUGGCGUCUUAAGGGCGCACAGAUGCGCGGUGACUGGUACAAGACCAAGGAGAUUGUGCUCAAGGGCGCCGAUUGGAUUAUAAAUGAAAUCAAAACAUCUGGUCUGCGUGGACGAGGUGGUGCUGGCUUCCCCAGCGGUAUGAAGUGGUCAUUCAUGAACAAGCCAGGUGAUGGACGUCCAAAGUAUUUGGUUGUAAAUGCCGAUGAAGGUGAGCCUGGUACUUGCAAGGAUCGCGAAAUUAUGCGUCACGAUCCCCACAAGCUGGUCGAGGGCUGUCUGAUUGCGGGAAAAGCAAUGGGCGCGCAAGCUGCAUAUAUCUAUAUUCGCGGCGAAUUCUACAAUGAGGCAUCCAACAUGCAGCUGGCAAUUGCUGAGGCCUAUCAGGCUGGCUUGAUUGGCAAAAAUGCAUGCGGCAGCGGCUACGAUUUUGAUGUUUUCAUGCAUCGUGGUGCAGGUGCAUAUAUUUGCGGCGAGGAAACUGCACUGAUUGAAUCACUUGAGGGUAAGCAGGGCAAGCCACGUUUGAAGCCGCCAUUCCCUGCUGAUGUGGGUCUCUUCGGCUGCCCCACUACUGUUACCAAUGUGGAGACUGUUGCUGUGGCGCCAACUAUUUGCCGUCGUGGUGGCAACUGGUUUGCCAGCUUUGGACGCACGCGUAACUCGGGCACAAAGCUGUUCAACAUCUCUGGUCAUGUGAACUCGCCCUGCACUGUUGAGGAGGAAAUGUCCAUACCAUUAAAGGAGCUCAUUGAGCGUCAUUGUGGGGGUGUCAUUGGUGGCUGGGAUAAUCUGUUGGGCGUUAUACCCGGCGGUUCCUCAACACCCAUUAUUCCCAAGAAUGUGUGCGAUGAUGUUAUUAUGGAUUUCGAUGGUUUAAUUGCGGCGCAAACAUCGCUGGGCACAGCAGCCAUUAUUGUCAUGGAUAAGUCGACGGAUGUGAUUAAGGCUAUUGCGCGUUUGAUCUCGUUCUACAAGCACGAGAGCUGCGGACAGUGUACACCAUGCCGUGAAGGCAUUGGCUGGAUGAACAAGAUUAUGGAACGCUUUGUCAAGGGCGAUGCUCAGCCCGCUGAGAUUGAUAUGCUGUGGGAGAUUUCCAAGCAAAUUGAGGGACACACUAUUUGCGCAUUGGGUGAUGGUGCUGCCUGGCCUGUACAAGGUCUGAUUCGUCACUUUAGGCCCGAGAUUGAGAAGCGAAUGCAGCAGCAUGCGCAGCAGACAAAGCGCGCCAGCAAUUAAGUUGUUAUAGCUAAUUAUAUAUUUCCCUGAUCGUGCACUGUUUAUGCAAUAAAUAAACCGUAAAGUUCUCUAAACUACAA